This is a messenger RNA of Paraphaeosphaeria sporulosa, 543 nucleotides long. RefSeq lists its product as uncharacterized. The transcript is spliced from 5 exons. The record is from RefSeq and is a predicted model, not a curated record. NCBI's taxonomy places the organism in Eukaryota, Fungi, Ascomycota, Dothideomycetes, Pleosporales, Didymosphaeriaceae. The coding region runs from base 1 to 543 and encodes 180 amino acids.
AUGUCAAUUCACCGGUCUAGUCAAUCAACCUGCAGCUUCCCAUCGCUGACACAGCUGGGGUUCAGAGAGCCAAUCAUACAAGCCCUCCCCCAAACAGUGAUAACACCCUACCCACGUCGGGUUGCGUACGAACGCCGGCGUGGUGGGGUGCGUGGCAGUGUGGAUGCUCGUACACUACUUGCGAUUGCAACUGGCAGCGGCUAUCUUGAUUUUCUCCCCACUGGAGUGAUGCUCAUUGCGACAACUGGUGGUGCCCAUCCGGAUAUUGAACAAGAGAAAUGCAUUGCCAGGAUGACUGAGACCGACCUUCGGGCCGCACCGCGCCUCACAACAAAUAACGAAAACCGACAAUCCGGCGGACACGCCUCUCAUUCUCACGGCUGGAUGACCUCAAAGAUCAAGGCCUAUAUACACAAGGCCUCCACCAUUGGUCAUCAUGGAAAAUUCAUCAGGCCUUCGCCAGCCGGUAACCUCAAGCAACUGACCACGCCUUCGCCAUGGGUCAUCAUAGCAAGGCCUUCCGCCUUCGGUCAGAGAACCUAA